CAGCUCCCGAGACGCGCGAACCAAACACAACAACAAACACCUCUUUAUCAAACCAAUUAAACAACAACAAUAACAGCCACGAUGCCAACGCUCGCGACGCCGCCCCGGCACCUGCCAAACAUAAAAAGACCACCAGCACCGCCGCGCGCCCAAAAGCGCAGCCCAUCUGGGAGACAGCCGGCCGCACGCCGCCGCGUUUCACCGUCGACCUCUCCGUCGCGCCGGAGCACCGGUACGACCACAUUGCCGCGCAACUGAUGCCCGCGAUCCGCGCGGCCGACCUCGAGGGCCUGUUCGGCGACCUGGUCGCGACGGUCGUGCCGAGGGGGUGGCGGGCGGGACAGCGCGGGCUGCUGGCGCUGGCGCGCGUGGCGCUGCGGCGCGUGUACGCCGACGACGAGACGGCUGAGCUGCGCGGCAUUGCCUCCGCCACGGGCCUGCCGCUGUACUUGCUGGUCGCGUUCAACGUGUUGUUGGAUCUGCUGCUCGGGUGUACGAGUGGCGGCGUGCGCAUGGCGUACUGUGAUGGGGACGCCGAGGGCGACGCAGGCGAAAGGGCCGGUGCGGCCCGGGGGGCUAGAGCGGCGAGGAAGCCGGUGGCGGCGGCGGCGGCGAUCCCAAGCAAGUCGCGCAUCGUGCACUUCCGCACGCUGGACUGGGACAUGGACGAGCUGCGGCACCUGAUCGUGGAGCUGGACUUUGUGCGAGCGGCGGGCGGGCCCGUGGUGGCGACGACGGUCGGGUACUUUGGGUACGUGGGCGCGCUGACGGGCGUGCGCCGCGGGCUGAGCCUGAGCCUCAACUUCCGGCCGACGCACGAUCGCAGCACCUGGCGCAAGCGCGCCGCCUACCGCUGGCACCAGGCCAUGGUGCUGCUCGGCCGCCGCCCGUCCAUCUCGAGCACCCUGCGUUACUACCUGCUGGGCCCCGCGGCGCCAGGGACCGAGCCGCUGCGGCGGCGGAGGGACGGGCGCGCGGCGGUCGAGCACCCGGCUGCCUCAUCAUCGCCGCUAGCCCCAGGGGAAGUGAAACCAGACACUCCGAAUGCCGAACUUGAAAACUCGCACGAGCAGCAGGAUCCGCACGACCUCAACAUCGACAGCCUGCUAGCCGAACUGACACACUCUCCAUCAACAGCAGCGUACCUGAUCUUCAGCACGGCGCAGCGGACGUACGCGGUAGAGAAGGACCACCUGGCAGCAGUAGUGCGGAGCGACGGCACGCUCAUGACAACAUGCAACCACGACGUGGGCGACGAGUCGGCGCCGGAGCGGGUAGCCGCGGCCGCGGCAGCCGUCGCCGAGACGGGCAUGGUGAGCCUCGUUGAGGACUCGAUGGACCGCAAGCGCACGGUGCGCAAGGUGUGGCGGGCGGCGGUGCGGCGGCAGCGGGAGCAGCAGGCGAGGCGGUCGGCGGUGCUGCGGCGGCGUGGCCAUGCCCGGUCGUCUCCGCCCGAGGCGAGUUCGCAGCUCCGUGCACGGCAAGACCCGAUAGAACAAGACCAGCGGCAUGAGAUUGCGGAGCAGGAAGAACAAGAUAGACGAGUCCCGCUGCCCGCCGACGGCGUGCUGAUCGACGACGUGCUGAAGAUGCUGGGCCACGAGUAUAUCACGCACGACCAAACGCACUACGCCGUGGUCAUGGAUCCGCUGACGGGCCGUGUGCUGUGGCGGCGGGCGUAUGCUCUGGACGAGCUGGGAAGCGAUAAUAGCGGCAGUGAGCGUGAUGGUUGAUAGAUUUCAUGGCGUCUGGACUGUGCGAGACGGUGUGGGCUGUUAACCAGCUGGUGAUAUAAUAGCUGCCAUGUUGAUAUAGAAAGUUGCCAUUUUCUCCUCACGUUUAAACCGGAUAUGGGUCGGCUUUUCUACUUUCUUCAAAUUCAAUAAUCAAGCGU
Molecule: messenger RNA, 1894 nt
Organism: Lasiosphaeria miniovina
Lineage: Eukaryota; Fungi; Ascomycota; Sordariomycetes; Sordariales; Lasiosphaeriaceae
Exons: 1
Coding region: 258-1733 (491 amino acids)
Molecular function (GO): hydrolase activity, acting on carbon-nitrogen (but not peptide) bonds
Source: RefSeq, a predicted model, not a curated record